Molecule: messenger RNA, 903 nt
Organism: Nymphaea colorata (pocket water lily)
Lineage: Eukaryota; Viridiplantae; Streptophyta; Magnoliopsida; Nymphaeales; Nymphaeaceae
Exons: 1
Coding region: 1-903 (300 amino acids)
Biological process (GO): regulation of gene expression
Molecular function (GO): DNA-binding transcription factor activity
Source: RefSeq, a predicted model, not a curated record
AUGGAGUUCACCCAAGCCUGUGAUUUUAGCGCCGUUCUGCUGCCAGAUCAGCUCAAACGUGAGGCAUCUGCGGUUUCUGAAUCAGAUCGUCUUGAUAUUGGUGUUCCUUCCAACAGUUUUUCUGUUUCCUCAGUUGCAUGCAGCAGCAAAAUUGGUGGGUAUGCAUUGGAAUCCUCUCUCUCUUUAGAGGAAUUGGACGUCUUGGAGGCAGAGUUGGAGUUGAUCCAUGACGUCUUGACGGAGGAUUCAAACGUGGGUAGCAUUGGAUUGGGUGAAAUAGGGCUCGGACAAGACUUCAAGUUGGGGAAAAUCCCUGGAGUUGCCGAGAGCUCGAGGAAUGGCGCCUCUGCCAUGAAGAAAGUCGCUAAUGUAGCCACUGUGUCUGUUGAUCUCAUUCAGAACAGAAGACCCUUCAAGUGCUCUCAUUCAGGAUGCCAGAAAACGUUCAAGAAUCCACAGACGCUGAAAAUGCACUACAAGACUCAUUCUUCUGAUGAGAUUGCGCUUCAUUUGAGCUCGGAGACUGUUCCCCAGGCUUGUCGAGCCGGGCAGAAUAAGAAGAUUCCCUGCAGGUGCCCUGUUUGUGGCGGGACCUUUGUGGGGUUAUACGAACUCCGGCGGCAUUUUGGCCGGAAGCACUCAGAGGGCGAGAAGACCCAUCGUUGCCGGAAAUGUGGGAAGAGAUUCUACAUCGAUGUGGAUUUGAGAGACCACCUGAAACUCUGCGGAGAGCCUGUUGGCUGCAAAUGUGGGAUGAAAUUCGCGUUCAGAUGCAAUCUUCUGGCUCAUAAGAAAACGCAUCCUGAGUGCCACGAGCAGAGUCCGGCUCCGGAUUCCACUGCAUUCGGAACCCGGAAGCAUUUCCCCAAGUCUCGGGAUGGGAUGUCAUGCCUCCUGAGCUGA